AGCGACAUUUUUGCCCAGAGCUCCUCUGGAGCAAGGCUUUUUUUUUGCCCACGGGCUGCGCACCGGCGCCCGCGAGCGGGGGGGGCCCAAGCACGCAGCUCCGGCGGUUCCCCGCGCCCGCCCCUGUUCCAGGCGGGCCGCGCCUGCUCGUGGCCCCCGCAGACGCCGGGGGAGCGUGAGGCUCGAGUCUGUGCCCGAGCUCUGGCCUGCCGCCGCUCUCGGACGGCCCGGGCGCGAGCUCUGCCGGCCCCAGCGCUCGGGCGGCCUCCGCGGCGGGCGCAAGCGCGCCACAUCCCAGACCUGGCCCCGCCGUUUUGGGGAAGUACGCAGCGGCCGCUCGGCCAUGACGUCCGCCUUGGCCCUGUCCACGGCCCUUGCCCGGCACAUGGUCCACAGCGAGGCCAACCGGCGCGUGGCCCUGCGAGCCGCCAUGCGGGCGCCCCCCCCGCCGUGGUGGGCCACGUCCUCCCUCGCCCAGGCGGCGGAGGCCGCUGCCCCCUCGCCGUGGCAGCGGCGGCUCCUGCAGCUCGCGGAGCAGCACCUGGCGGCGGAUCAGGGCGGCGCCCGCGGCAGCAGCCCUCGGCCGGCGCCCCCGGCCUUCGCGCCCGGCGAGGCCGCGUGGGCCGCGCCCUCCGCGCGGGCGGCCGCUGCGCCGUAAGUCGCCGAGCGGCGGUGCCGCUGGCGGGCGGCCCCCGCGGGCGGCCCCCCCCGCGGGCGGCCCCAGGCCCGGGUCCGCCGAGGGGCG
Messenger RNA from Prorocentrum cordatum, 745 nucleotides. The record is from the annotation of a GenBank genome assembly. NCBI's taxonomy places the organism in Eukaryota, Dinophyceae, Prorocentrales, Prorocentraceae.